AACUCAUCUAUAUCUUCUCCAUCUCAAUUCACAAAUCUUUUAUAGUACUUCGUUUCAAUCGCGGUUUGUUUAUGUGGAAUUGCGGAUUCCGUUUCUAGUAUUAGGGUUUUUGUUUAAUGGGUGUCGAGGGAGAGUCAACUCAAACGGGUGUCUCCACCGUUGACGGUGGCGAUGCAGAAAUCGCCCUCAACAUCCGAUGCUCUAACGGCAAUAAGUUCUCGGUGCGAGCGAGCCUCGGAUCAACCGUCGUCGAUUUCAAAGAUCUCUUGGCUCAAAACUGCGAUGUCCCUGCCAAUCAACAGAGGUUGAUUUAUAAAGGAAGAAUCCUCAAGGAUGAUCAAACCCUAGAUAGUUACGGCCUGCAGGCAGAUCAUACAAUUCACAUGGUGCGUGGUUCUGCUCCUGCUCCAGCUGAUGCUCCUCCUGCCAUUGGAAACCCUAAUACUCCAUCACUUGGUUCUCAAGGUGGUGUUCCCAAUGAAGGGCUGGGCUUAGGAGGUCCUGGCUCAGGUGCACCCCUAUUUCCUGGCCUUGGUUUUGGUGGACUUGGUGGCUCUGGUGCACCCUUUGGGUCUGGACUACCUGAAUUUGAACAAGUUCAGCAACAACUAACCCAAAACCCAAACAUGAUGAGAGACAUGAUGAACAUGCCAGCUGUUCAAAACAUCUUAAACAACCCUGAAAUCAUGCGUGGAAUGAUCAUGAGCAACCCUCAGAUGCGUGAAAUCAUUGACAGAAACCCUGAGCUUGCUCAUAUCCUGAACGACCCUGCAAUUUUAAGACAGACACUUGAAGCUGCAAGGAACCCUGAACUUAUGCGUGAGAUGAUGCGUAACACUGAUAGGGCCAUGAGUAACAUUGAAUCAUCUCCUGAAGGCUUCAACAUGCUUAGACGUAUGUAUGAAAAUGUUCAAGAACCUUUCUUGAAUGCCACAACAACUGGUGGAACCACAAAUGAUCCCGGGUCUAACCCGUUUGCAGCCUUACUUGGGAACCAGGGUCCUGCUGUUAAUGUUAACAACAACAACAACAACAACCCUGAAACAACUCCAGGCUCUGCAGCUCCUAAUUCUAACCCACUUCCUAACCCUUGGGGUGCCCCUGCUGGUGGUGUUCAGCCAACAAGGGCACCGAAUGUAUCUGGGUUAGGUGGUCUUGGUUUACCAGGGGCAGACAGGACAGGUGGCAUGCCGGACAUGAGCCAGCUGUUGCAGAAUCCAGCUGUUUCUCAGAUGAUGCAAAGCUUGCUUUCAAAUCCCCAGUAUAUGGAGCAGAUUGUGAGUCAAAACCCUCAACUUCGCAGUAUGUUCGAUUCUAACCCUCAGUUGAGGGAGAUGAUGCAGAAUCCAGAGGUGCUUCGUCAGUUAACUUCACCUCAAAUGAUGCAGCAAAUGAUGUCUUUACAGCAGCUUCUACCUCAGCUUAAUCAACCACAAUCAACUUUGAAUCCUACUCAGACUGGUGCUUCUCCAGGAUCACAAAACAAUAUGGGAUUAGACAUGUUGAUGAGUAUGUUUGGUGGACUUGGAGCUGGUGGCAUGGGAGUCCCAAAUGUUCCUGAUGUGGCACCAGAGCAACUUUAUGCAACUCAACUGUCUCAACUUCAGGAGAUGGGGUUCUUUGAUGUGCAAGAGAAUAUUAGGGCUUUACGUGCUACUUCGGGCAAUGUUCAUGCUGCUAACCAAGAUCAAUUCCGUCAACGCACAUGUUUUAACGGCAAAUUAACGAACGCCUUUCCAAUCCACACGCCAAACCUUCCUUCUCUGCCACUUUACAGACCCAAUUUCUCUGCUUUCCAAUCCUCCAUUGCUCUCAAGAAAAUUGGAGUGCAAAAUCUGGGUUUCCAAAGUAGGCUUUUUGAGAUUUGA
Messenger RNA from Lactuca virosa, 1868 nucleotides. The record is from the annotation of a GenBank genome assembly. Lineage: Eukaryota; Viridiplantae; Streptophyta; Magnoliopsida; Asterales; Asteraceae.